This is a messenger RNA of Corticium candelabrum, 681 nucleotides long. RefSeq lists its product as uncharacterized. The record is from RefSeq and is a predicted model, not a curated record. Gene Ontology annotation, molecular function: protein dimerization activity. The transcript has a single exon. Lineage: Eukaryota; Metazoa; Porifera; Homoscleromorpha; Homosclerophorida; Plakinidae. Bases 40 to 681 code for a protein of 213 amino acids.
ACCCUGUCCUGCCCAGAAAGAGGAAAGUUCCAAGGCAAUAUGAGGAGGGCAGUGCUAAACCUGAGUUUUUUAUGUUUGCAAGCAAGUUUAUUGCCAGCAAUAUUACGAAGCACUCGAUUCAAUAGUGAAUGCUUUCAAGCCAUGUUUGAUCAACCCGGAUUCAAAAUGUACCGCAACUUGCAGGACCUUUUGCUAAAGGCUGUCAAGGGUGACGAUUAUAGGGAAUGCCUCAACCAUGUCACUUCAUUGUAUCAUGAUGAUUUAGAUGCCCAAGAACUGCAGCUUCAUCUUGAAAUUUUGCAAGCCUACUUUGGUCUCGUAGACAAGACUUCUGUGACAGUGUGUGACAUUAGGGACUACAUCUUGAGUUUAUCUCCUUACGAAAGGGAUUUGAUGUCGGAAGUAGUCACCGUCCUUAAACUCACUAUGGUCCUGCCAUCUACAAACGCCGUCAGUGAGAGGUCAUUUAGUGCCCUCAAGAGAUUGAAAACGUACCUUAGGAGUACAAUGAAACAGGAUAGAUUAAAUCACCUACUCUUGUUGCGUGUGCACAAGGAUCGUACUGAUUCGCUGUCGUUGACACAUGUAGCUGAACAGUUUGUCAGUAGUUCUGAACAUCGAUUAUCAGUAUUUUAUUUGGACGAUUCUCGUAGCUGUAUAGUGUUGUUAGCCUUGAGUUAA